CUCGCUCGCCGCCUGAAUCCUCGGGAUCCCAGCGCGGCCGGGCCGAGGAGCUGGCAUGGCCUGAAUGCCCGCGGCGACGGCGGCGGCGGCGGCAGCAGCAUGGGGAACCAGGACGCGAAGCCGAAGAGGAGUGCGGGCGAUGCCCCGCACGGAGGCGGCGGCGGCGGCGGCAGCGAGGACGCCGCCGGGCUCCGCGAGGCCGAGGGCACAAAGAAGGCGGGCGGGGGCAAGAAGGCGCCGGGCCGGCACGGCAAGGGGGGCGGCGGUGGGGAGCCGGGCAGGAAGAAGAGCCGGUCGGACCCCAGGGCCUCGGUCUUUUCCAACCUGCGCAUUCGGAAGACCCUGUCCAAGGGCAGAGGUGCUGGCGGCUCCCGUGAGGAUGUGCUGGACUCCCAGGCCCUGCAGGCCGGCGAGCUGGACAGCGCCCACUCCCUGGUCACCAAAAUCCCGGACCUCAGCCUCUCGGCCGACGAGACAGGCCUGUCCGAUACGGAGUGUGCCGACCCUUCCGAGGUGACGCGGCCCCGGGGCCCUGGCUCCGCCGGGGUCGGGAGCCCGGCGGUGGCCGAGGAUUCGGAGACUGCGGCGGGGGUGCAGGAUGGACAAAGGACUAGCUCGGGCUCAGACACAGACCUCUACAGCUUUCACUCGGCCGCGGAGCAGGAGGACUUGCUCUCGGACAUCCAGCAGGCGAUCCGUCUCCAGCAGAUGCAGCAGCAGCAGCAGUCCCUGAGCCCCGAGUCGCCCCCGGCGUCGCCCCCCUCCGCUGCCCCGCCGCCCGGGGCCCUGCCGGGCCUGGACCGACCCCCGCCGGGCCCAGGCGCCCAGGCGGCGCCGUCCGCACGCCCCGACCGGCCCCCGGCUGCAGAACAGCCCGCGGCCGCCGCCUUGCCGUCUCCCGGGUCGGCUCCCGGGGAGCGAGGGGCCGCGGACACGGACGAGGAAGGCGAGGAGGACGCUUUCGAGGACGCGCCUAGAGGCUCUCCGGGGGCGGAGUGGGGCCCGGCAGGGGCGGGAGAGGCCCCGCGCAGGCCGGGGGCGACGCGCGAGGAGGGCGCGCCGAGGCCCAGCGUCUCCGCGGCCGCCUCCCCGCCCUGCAGCCCGGCGCGCAGCCCGCGCUGCUCCCGGGCCCGCCCGCUCCUGGCGCCCUGCUACGUCAGGACCACCACCCGGCAGCUCAGCUCUCCCGGGCCCUCCCCGGCCCCGUCCCCCAGCCAGAGCCCCCGGGUCCAGAGACGGCCGGAGUCCUCCCUGGACCGGGGGUCCGGAGCCGUCGCGGCCCCCGCCGCCGCUGCCGCCGCCCCGGCCAGGAAACCCCGCGCGGGCCGCAGCCGCUCGGCCGAUUGGACCGCGGAGCUGGGCCGAGCGCCCGGGGCGGGGGUCUCGGCGCACCUGGCGCAGCGCGGGGCGGGCGGUCUUCAGGACGUGUUCGCAGGGCGGACUCUGCUGGAGAAGCUGUUCAACCAGCAGGAGAACGGGCCUCCAGAAGAAGCAGAGAAGUUCUGCUCGCGGAUCAUAGCCAUGGGUCUCCUUCUUCCUUUCGGUGACUGCUUCAGGGAGCCGUGUGGUCAGGAUGCCCAGUCCAGCUCAGCUCCGUUUGAUCAAGAUCAACUUUACACCUGGGCUGCAGUUAGUCAACCUACACACUCACUGGAUUAUAUAGAAGGGCAGUUUCCCAGGAGAGUCCCAGCUGCUUGGCCACCGUCUAAACCUCCUGAUGAAGAACACAGGCCCAAGGAUGCUGACACAGAGUCUCAAUCUGCUGUUUUAGAAACUCCGAAAAAAUAUUCAGAUGCUGCUCAGCAGGAAGUUUGUGACAUGAAAUCUGAGGGUCAGGCCACUGUGAUUCAGCAGCUGGAGCAGACCAUUGAGGAUCUGAGGACCAAAAUAGCUGAGCUAGAGAAGCAGUACCCGGCUGCAGACCUGGAGGCGGCCACCUCUGGAGACACGUGUCUGCGAGCUCUCAGUUUGGGAGAAAAGGAAGUAGGGCAUAAAAGGAUUUUACAGGCAAAGUCCAUCCAGACGUCCCCGACAGAGGAGGGUGGGACACUGAUACAUCCUCUCAUGGGUGCCCUGCCUGAGGCCAUGAGUGGAGACUCAGCCGGGCUGUCCUCACCUCCUGGACCUCAGAACAAGUUCUGCGCAGAGAUUUCUUUGGUUGUGUCUCCAAGGCGAAUAUCAGUUCAGCUCGAUGCACAUCCAUCCCUCCAGGCUCCACCACCCACGUCACCGCCCUGGUCUGACAGUCAAGGACAGGCGAGCUCACAGCCUUCCCAUCCUUAUUUUCACACGGAGUUUGAAACCAGCCACGAGCACUCUGCUUUCCCCUCCUCUGAAAACAGCCAUGACAUCCCUACUGCACUGCCUCUGUCUCCCAAGUUCUCCCACCAGAUGCCUGGUCUGGGCACCGUGGCUCCUCCACGGACCCCACCCCAUGUCGUGCCUGAGCCUGCACUUCCCAGCCCACCGUGCCCCUCACCUCCUCCUCCGCCUGGUCCAGAGAUGCUGCCACCCCCUCCCCUACCUUUGCCUGGUGAGGGAAUUCCUUCCGUCCCCCCUCUUCCCACAGUAGGAAUUCCGCCCGCCCCCCCUCUUCCCAGUGUGGGAAUUCCUCCCGCCCCCCCUCUUCCCGGUGUGGGAAUUCCUCCCGCCCCCCCUCUUCCCGGUGAGGGAAUUCCUCCCGCCCCCCCUCUUCCCGGUGUGGGAAUUCCUCCCGCCCCCCCUCUUUCCGGUGUGGGAAUUCCUCCCGCCCCCCCUCUUCCCGGUGUGGGAAUUCCUCCCGCCCCCCCUCUUCCCGGUGUGGGAAUUCCUCCCGCCCCCCCUCUUCCCGGUGUGGGAAUUCCUCCCGCCCCCCCUCUUCCCGGUGUGGGAAUUCCUCCCGCCCCCCCUCUUCCCGGUGUGGGAAUUCCUCCCGCCCCCCCUCUUCCCGGUGUGGGAAUUCCUCCCGCCCCCCCUCUUCCCGGUGUGGGAAUUCCUCCCGCCCCCCCUCUUCCCGGUGUGGGAAUUCCUCCCGCCCCCCCUCUUCCCGGUGUGGGAAUUCCUCCCGCCCCCCCUCUUCCCGGUGUGGGAAUUCCUCCCGCCCCCCCUCUUCCCGGCGAGGGAAUUCCUCCCGCCCCCCCUCUUCCCAGCAUGGGAAUUCCUCCCGUGCCCCCUCUUCCUAGUGAAGGAAUUCCUCCUGCCCCCCCUCCUCCUUUGCCAGGUGUGAGGGUUCCACCUCCUCUAGCCCCACCCCCUCCUCUCCCUCCUGGAACAGGUGUCCCCCCACCCCCCCCACCCCCUCUGCUUCCUGGAUCCGGCCUUGCUCUCCCACCACAAGCUGGGAGUAGCACUACACCAACACUGCAGGCGUGUGGAUUUCUUCCUCCACCGUUGCCAGCUGGCUUGUUUGGGUUCGGGUUGAACCAGGACAAAGGCAGCAGGAAGCAGCCAAUAGAACCUUGUCGGCCGAUGAAGCCUCUGUAUUGGACGAGAAUUCAACUGCACAGUAAAAGAGACUCCAGUGCUUCACUUAUUUGGGAAAAAAUUGAAGAGCCAUCCAUAGAUUGUCAUGAAUUUGAGGAAUUAUUUUCUAAAACUACUGUAAAGGAAAGGAAGAAACCGAUUUCUGACACCAUCACAAAGACCAAGGCUAAACAAGUUGUCAAGUUACUAAGCAACAAAAGGUCACAAGCAGUUGGAAUAUUGAUGUCUAGCCUUCACUUAGAUAUGAAAGAUAUACAACAUGCUGUGGUGAACUUGGACAAUUCCGUGGUUGACCUGGAGACCCUUCAAGCUCUCUAUGAGAAUAGAGCACAGUCAGAUGAACUGGAAAAAAUUGAAAAACACGGCCGGUCCUCCAAAGACAAGGAAAACACCAAGUCUCUGGACAAACCUGAGCAGUUCCUUUACGAACUGUCACUAAUCCCCAACUUUUCAGAGCGAGUCUUUUGCAUCCUGUUUCAGUCCACAUUUUCAGAAAGCAUUUGCUCAAUUCGGCGCAAACUGGAGCUGCUACAGAAGUUGUGUGAGACAUUAAAAAAUGGCUCAGGGGUCAUGCAAGUUUUGGGUUUGGUUCUUGCCUUUGGCAACUACAUGAAUGGUGGAAAUAAGACUCGGGGACAGGCAGAUGGUUUCGGGUUAGACAUCCUCCCAAAGCUGAAAGACGUCAAAAGCAGUGACAAUAGCAGAAGCCUUUUGUCAUAUAUCGUUUCCUACUAUCUUCGCAAUUUUGAUGAGGAUGCUGGGAAGGAACAGUGUGUGUUUCCACUGCCCGAACCCCAGGACCUCUUUCAGGCCUCGCAGAUGAAGUUUGAAGACUUUCAAAAAGACCUCAGAAAACUCAAGAAAGACCUGAGAGCCUGUGAGGUUGAAGCGGGGAAAGUGUACCAGGUGUCCUCAAAAGAGCACAUCCAGCCAUUCAAAGAAAACAUGGAACAAUUUAUUUUUCAAGCUAAAAUUGACCAAGAAGCGGAAGAGAACUCACUGACAGAGACUCAUAAAUGCUUUUUGGAGACUACAGCCUAUUUCUUCAUGAGACCAAAAAUUGGAGAGAAGGAAGUGUCCCCAAAUGUUUUCUUCAGUAUCUGGCAUGAAUUCAGCUCCGACUUUAAAGACUUUUGGAAGAAAGAAAACAAACUUAUUCUACAAGAGAGAGUAAAAGAAGCUGAAGAGGUAUGUAGGCAGAAAAAGGGAAAAUCACUUUAUAAAAUAAAACCAAGACAUGACUCUGGAAUUAAAGCGAAAAUAAGCAUGAAAACCUGAACAAAGAAAAGCAGAAAGAAAAUGAGUCCCUGCAGCCACUUCCACAGAAUUCAGCCGACCAAGGGCAGGAAGGAAACUCAUCAUUUUGAUCACUUUUCUUCUUGGCCUCUUGCAUAAUCUUUGUGUUUUCCAGACAGUUCACUGAUUGUUGAAUUCUACUGUAUAUUAAAAAAAAAAAGAAAGGAAAAAAAGCAAAAGCAGUAGGCCAGUGGAGAAUGUGACACCUUUUCUUUUUGUAAAAGUUUAUGGUAUUUUACCGAUAGACCAAAACAGCAUGUGUAAGAGGCAGUAUCUGCAUUAAUUCUGAACAUGCUAAACAGUAACCUUCAAUAUAAUGAUGUGCAAAUAGCCCUGUCACAGUGAAACACGUUCCGUUCUACUGACGACCAGUACUCCACAUCACUGCAUUUACAGUUAUGGUUAAAAUGUUAUUUCUAGUGAAUUGUUUGUAUCAGUUUCACGUCUACAUAUAAAUUUUCUAUUUUGAAAUUGAAGUACCAUUUAUAUAUGUCAUAGUCAAGGCUUUCCCAGCUCUUGGGUUGGUCUCUGUAACUAUAUAUUUGUGAAAGAAGAUUUUCAUUUUUUUUUACUCAUCAGAUAAUGAAUAGAAAAGAAUAUAGCAAAAGGAAAACCAUUCCUAUAAAUCAUUUAAAAUAGGCAGGAAUCAGAAAUGAGGGUGUUUAUCAACUAUGUCCUUUGGGACCUUACACAAAGCCAAUCUGCAGCAAAGGUCAAUUAAACCAAAGCUGUGCCUCUCUGUACUUUUACCAUUGCCCUUCACAAAGAAAAUGACACAAUUUUAAGGAAUUUAAAUAAAUGAUGCUCAUAAAAUUGCCAAACGUGACUAACUGGUGGCAAAAAAAGAGUAACUUUUAGAUGGAUUGGCAUCUACCUAGAACUUGUUACUUAAACCCAGCUGCCUGAGUAUUGUGACCUGAUUGGGGUUGUCUUUAUGUGUUAUGGCAGUUGAUUAAAAACUAUGAAAUGAGCAUGCAAGGAUUUAUGAUCUAAAGGCACCUAGGAAAAGAUUUUAUUUUAGAUUGAGAGGAAAAAAGUAAAUCUUCCACUCUCUAUGAAAGUAUUUUAAAAUCAGCUCCUGAUGCGUUGUGAUGGUUUUGUCUAACAUUAAUAGAUAUUUUUAAAAAUUCUUUUAAUGAUAUGUUUUGGGGUACAGCUGUGAAUAAAGGGGAGAAUGUGUUGCUAAUGUAAACCAAUCAUGGAAUCAACUUAAAAAGAAACUCUGAAUCAUAACUAUGUUUGUAUUUAUGUAGAGUACGGUCCUUAGCUUUCAGUCUGUAGUCGACAUGCACAGACACAGUAGUGGCUAUCGGGUUGCUGUUCUGCUGUUCUCCUAUCUCCUUCGGCCCCUCCAUGUGUACAUGACUUUCUUCAAUGAUAUAAUAGGGCAUUUAACAGAGAUCGCUAUGUGCAAUACUGUAUUUAGUGUUUCUAUUUUAAUUUUUCUAGGAUGUUAAUUUAUAUGAAAAUAAAAUGAAUAAUAAAA
Lagenorhynchus albirostris (white-beaked dolphin) is the source of this 6244-nucleotide messenger RNA. RefSeq names its product formin 2 (gene FMN2). The record is from RefSeq and is a predicted model, not a curated record. The coding region runs from base 100 to 4740 and encodes 1546 amino acids. Gene Ontology annotation, biological process: intracellular transport. The transcript is spliced from 18 exons. Lineage: Eukaryota; Metazoa; Chordata; Mammalia; Artiodactyla; Delphinidae. Gene Ontology annotation, cellular component: endoplasmic reticulum membrane; nucleus; cytoplasm.